AUGGCACGCUCUGAAGACAGUCUCGCUCGAAAUUCACCACUUCCAAGCACACAACGUGUGAAGAUCGGUGACUCUACAUCAAUUAACCAACUUGAAUACUAUGGUUGUCCUUAUAUGGAGGUGCAUUAUACCGGAUGUCACCCAGCAUCUCCUUGUGAUGGUACACGAGUGCUAGCUCACCCGCCCGGCAAAUUUCGUACUCCCAAGGAGGCCUUUUCUCAGAUGAAAGUCUCUCAUGGAUCGGCUACGACCGAAAGUAAUAAACGAAUAUCCAUGCCUCCAAAAGAUGCUACAUAUUCUCCCCCCGGCUGCGAAAAGGUUCUAAGCAUGGGUCCAAAUCAUGUCAUAAGUCCGCCUGCUUCGAAUGGUGCCUCUGGAGUGGUUGAAACUCAACCACAAAGGGGCUUCACGAAACAACGAAUUCAUAAAAUGCCGUCACUCCAGAAUGUAUCUCAGGAUCAGUCUCCUCCAUCGUUUAAUUCCUCUCGACACUCUUUUGAAUACGAAGGACUUGGGAUGUACCUGGAUAACGAGAGGCACGAGCGAGAGAAGGAUCGAUAUGCCAAUGAAAAGAUCAAGAAGAGUUUCGCUCAUGUUCACCACCGAUCAACAAGUGGAACAUCCCAGCUUUCCACAGUGAGUAGUUACAGCGUGAGUAAGCUAAGCUCACAAUAUAUUCAUCCAAUGCGUCAAGCACCUCGCACUUAUACACCACCAUUGAACCAAUCUUGCCAAGCGUCUAGUUUUGAAAGCGAUCAGUCGGACAUGGAAGAUGGAGCUGGUGUAGAGUCCAUGACACAUUCUGGACCUGAUACUUUAUACUCUUCAGUCCAUGGCUCCUCGGUUCAGGCACCGUGGCCCUCAUUACAAACUCAUGAAAGCUCAUUUACCAGAUUGCCUGGCACCUCACAAACAAACGUUUCCGGCAGGCCGUCUUUUGGCUACUCUAGAGACAACGGAAAUACGCUGGAUAGGGCUUCACCAAUUUCCAGGUCGUCAUUGGAUUUCGUCUUUCGUUCCAAGAUGCAAAACAAUAUGGAUCCUAUUUCUCGAGCGGCUACGGUAAAGGCGGCACGCCAAGCGUUCGAGGAGAAGGAAGCAGCUAAGGCACUGAAAUUAGAGGAGCAACAGUUGAAGGCGGAGGCAAAGCAAAUUCGGCGGAAGGGAAAAUCACCCUGGAAAGUACCUCUGGGGCAGGACGAAGGGCAGGACGAAGGGCAGGACCCACCAGCGUGUGAAAAGAAACCAUCUGAAAUGCAUAGCGCCCCUACACGCCCUACGUCAACAUCACAACCCCAAGCUUCAUCUGGAUCCUGGAAGACACAGUCCAAGAACACAUGGAUGCACUUUUUGACGUGGUUACGAACCCGAAUUUUCAAGCUACAGAGGAGAAUCAAUAAGAUGGGUUGA
Molecule: messenger RNA, 1410 nt
Organism: Aspergillus tanneri
Lineage: Eukaryota; Fungi; Ascomycota; Eurotiomycetes; Eurotiales; Aspergillaceae
Exons: 1
Coding region: 1-1410 (469 amino acids)
Source: RefSeq, a predicted model, not a curated record